UUUGCGGGGAUUGUUUUUCGCAUAUGAUAUACAAACUUUCCUUCAGUUAUAAUCAAAUGAUAAUACCACGGUAAUAUCAAUGUACAUUUAUGUAGUCUUGUAAAUUGUUUUGAGUAAACGAUUCUUAUUGUGUAAUUAUAUAACAUGGUCACAGUGAAUACAAUAAUUUCUACAGAACCUAAUACCUCAUUACCUCAGUUUUCAAAUAAUUAUCGUUACAAUGAGAAUGGAAUUUACUCCUGCGACACAUACGUAGACGAUAACCCGUACAAAGGAACAAAAGAUAGGAACACGAUAUCGGCUAUACAAAUUGUUAUAUUUCUAUUAUUUGUAUGCGGUAUUUGUUUUGCGAUUGUAAUGUACUGCAAGGUGUGCGUCAGUAUUUGCAGGGGAUCUCGCGACAGUUGUACACACCAUAGCGUGUGUCAAAACGAAAACAUAAACUCCGAUUCGUUGCAAUGCUAUGCGAUUUACGAUGAAUCGAGGGACAGACCGCCGCCGUAUAACGAAGCAUGUAACGCACCACCUUUUUACGAAUCGCCUACCAACAGAGCAUUAAUGCUCGAAGCACCGCCAGCAUAUCCAGAUACCCCGAAACCAACAGAUAGAGUAACGCACCAAACUAAUCCGGCCUUUCCAAUAGUGCAUCAUCUUUAACGAAACAUCUGGUAUCGAUGACUGCGUGAAUUUGUAGAUUAUUUGUAACCGAGAAAUAAAUAUAAGUUUAAGAUUACUUUUUAACGUAACUGAAGGUAAUUUUAA
This is a messenger RNA of Colletes gigas, 762 nucleotides long. RefSeq lists its product as uncharacterized. The record is from RefSeq and is a predicted model, not a curated record. NCBI's taxonomy places the organism in Eukaryota, Metazoa, Arthropoda, Insecta, Hymenoptera, Colletidae. Bases 145 to 657 code for a protein of 170 amino acids. The transcript is spliced from 5 exons.